UUCGUUGCGUUGCAGCGGGAAAGCCGAACUGUUGAGAACGGUGUUCUCUAUUGAGUCCGAAUCCCGCCUAUAUAGAGAUGCUGAGCGACCAGAUCCUGGCUCAGGGUUUCCAUCCCGAUCACCUACUCCCAGGAAGCAGCUGUUACGACAGUCAGCACUUUUUGACAUGAACCCACUGCAGCACACUGGUGAGGAAGAGCCUGGUGACAGCUCGUCAGACAUUGAAGAAGUCACACGCUUGUAUGGUGUGUAUGACACCCCAGCCCUGAAGAGCUCAAUUGAAAGUGGUCGUCACCAGCAGCAACAGUAUUUCCAUCAGCAUUCAAUACACACAGUGCCCAGUUCUCAAUUCUAUCAACAGCAACAAACUUUGCAGCCUGGAUUAUUUCGGAGUCAGAAUUUUUAUCAAAGUAAAUGGCAUUACCAUUCCGUCAGAGAUUCUACACCACUACCCAAACAUUCUCAUAACCAUCUGCCUUUUCGCGGAGGACGCCACCUAAAUGGAGUUCUGUUGCCUCUCUCCAGUGGACCUACACCAGUUCUUAUUGCUCCUGACCGCUUUUUGUCACGUUCACAUCUUGUACAAGUUACUCAUGCACCGCCACAGCUUGUCUCUGGCUGUGAAUGGGAUAAGCUAUCAGAAGGUAUAUGGAACAAAUUCAUGAUACAUCAGCAAACAGAAAUUACGUAUAGGAAGAAGAUAUUGCUCUGGAAAUGCCUGUCAGAUUUCAUUCAGUCAUCAUUCCCGCGCUAUGGGCUGUUCCUUGUGGGCUCCACCAUGAGUGGAUUUGGAAGUGAUGCCAGUGAUGUGGAUAUGUGCCUUCUUGUACGUCAUACUGAAGUGGCUCAACGCAGUGAAGCUGUUAUUCAUCUGAAAUAUGUUCUGAAGCAUUUGCGGCGCUGUAAGCACUUAACACGGCCAGAAUUAAUCCAAGCUAAAGUGCCUAUCUUGAAAUUCCGUGACACAAGCUUCUCUCUGGACGUAGACCUGAACUGCAACAAUUCUGUGGGAAUACGUAACACACAUCUGCUCCACUGCUACUCGCAAAUGGACUGGAGAGUGCGUCCUCUGGUACUCAUUGUCAAGCUGUGGGCCCACAAACAUGAUAUCAACAAUGCCCAACAUAUGACAAUAUCGAGUUAUUCAUUGGUUCUUAUGGUCAUUCAUUUCUUACAGUGUGGUGUUGCACCUCCAGUACUUCCAUGCCUCCAUGAAAUGUAUCAAGGUAAAUUCACCCCACAUUCAGAUGUCCUGAUGAUAGACAUGCAUGAAGACUUGCAACCAUUCAACUCAGACAAUAACCAGGCACUGGGCGAGCUUCUGCAUGACUUUCUGCGCUAUUACGUAGAAUUUGACUUCAGCCAGUAUGCCAUUUCUGUGCGGUUGGCAUCCCGUGUACCAAUAGAAGAAUGUAGCGCUCUUGCAUGCAGAAACUACCCCUAUCAAAGGAAAUACCUGUGCAUUGAAGAGCCAUUUGAUCUCACAAAUACAGCUCGAUCAGUGUAUAAUCAUGGUGUGUUUGAAAGGGUAAAGGCAGUGUUCCGAACUUCAUACAACAACCUGAAGGAAACUCGCAACAUUGAGAGUAUAUUCCACUUAGACAAAAAUGAUUAGAUACAUCCUUUUUGUUUGCCUUUGUCUGGAAGAGGAAAAGCCUACCUCAGUGGACAGGAAACCUGAGGUGGCCCAACAAGAAGAGGUCCCUAAAGAAGACGCCACAGUGAUGCCGGUCAGAGGACCGAAGAAGAAACGGCGUACGGACCGAAACUCAGCUUCAGGGCUUCACGUACAGCCGGAAGAAAGAAUCCGGAGAUGUGGAUCCCGGAGAAAGAAGUUCGCUGUAGCUCGCAUGGAGGCGACAUGGGAGAAGUGUGCAUCCUAAAAUAAAUUGGCCUUCGCCCGCAGAGGGAUAACCCACCGUGCGAAAAUGUCAUGGAAAACGAAGGAAACCGACAGGAAGAUGUCCCGUCGUGCAGCAGUGGAACGACGCAGGAGAGACAUCAUCGGGACGAGCACGACCCAGGAAAAGUGUCACCCACGGAAGGAACUGGUCACUGCUAGAAUUAGGACGAUCACUGUGCAAAGAAAACGCCGUCGGGAAAGCUCGUGCCAGGAACAAUGUGGUACGAGGAGCCCCGAAAGGACUGAAAGAAGUGCAAAAGCGAAGUACUACAAUAAAUAUUCGCUACAUCCAUGACCGGCGUGAAGUUAUUUGUCUCGUCACACAGCGAACACGUGACAGUAUGUAUGAUAUACAUCAUAUGUGAUAUAUCAUAUACAGAAUCAUAUACGUUUUUGACAACUUUACAAACUGUGGAUUUUACACUUUACAACACCAAUUAUGAAAUGUUUUAGGACAUUUCAAUUGUAUUGCUCAACUAUGGAUCCAUUUUAAACGACACAUUCAGCAAGAGCGUAAUACUCGUAUAUUUGUGAUUUUACAUGUAUACACCUGAAGAUUGUUAGCCAAGAUCGAAACAAGCAGUGUUUUAAUUUGACAUAAUAAACAUAUUGACCCAACGGUAAAUCAAAUGCUAUUAUAUGUUAUUAUAUAACAGCCAAAAUAUCACGUGUUAUGCUGGGACAUUACAGAAACAUUGAUUGUAUCUUCACAACAGGAUGCAAAGCAUAAAAACUUUACGAACUCCUUUUCUUAUAGGUGUAAUUCCAAUUUCACACGAAAUCUAGUUGAAGUUGAUGUU
This is a messenger RNA of Cryptotermes secundus, 2703 nucleotides long. Its product is annotated as poly(A) RNA polymerase gld-2 homolog A-like. Gene Ontology annotation, molecular function: poly(A) RNA polymerase activity. Bases 167 to 1615 code for a protein of 482 amino acids. Gene Ontology annotation, cellular component: cytosol. The record is from RefSeq and is a predicted model, not a curated record. Lineage: Eukaryota; Metazoa; Arthropoda; Insecta; Blattodea; Kalotermitidae. The transcript has a single exon.